GAACUCAGAAGUCAGAGCCGUUAAAACGAGCUUAAAAAAAAAAGAAAUAAAAUGUCAAAAUUUAUAUUUAUUUAGUUGGACAAUAUUAAUAUUUUAAAAUUCAAUAAUAUUAUCGAAGUUCGGGUGCACUUCUAGUAUUCUUCUUUAAUUAUUGAAGUCAUUGACGCUAUGACUUCAUCGCGUAGAGAUUAUAAGUUCGAGCCAUUUAAAAUUACUGUAGUUAAGUAUCGGGGAAAUGCAAGACCGCGGCCUAGAAGUGGACAUAGGAUAGCGUGCGACGAUGUUAGAAUAUACUGUUUUGGAGGUUAUAACCCUUAUUUACCGAUGAAUGCCAUACAAAGAAAUAACCCAACUUGGACACCUACCAUGCCACUUUUCAAGGAACUAUGGAGUUUUUGUAUAGCAUCUAGGAAAUGGACCCAGCACAGAGUUGAUGAGAAUAUGCCAGAAGAGCUGGCAUCCAAUGCUAUGUGUAUGAAUGGAAGGUAUUUAAUGAUAUAUGGUGGGACAGGUGCUCCAUUUGGUAAUAAGUGUAGCAAUGAUGUGAUCACUUGGCGGACACAUGAAAAUGAUGCAAAACUCCAGGUGCUAGAGGUCACAGGCGCCAGGCCACCAGGACAGUAUGGCCAGUCUAUACUGUGCCAUGAUGGUGCCUUCUAUACUGUUGGAGGCACAAAUGGAUUUGCAUAUAACUGUGAUAUUUAUAGGUUAGAUCUACGAACAAUGGUUUGGGAGCCAAUUUUUGUUGGGACUGGACAAGAGGAUGAGCCACUGGGUAGGUACCGACAUGAAGUAGCUAGAGUGGGAAAUAAACUGUAUAUAAUUGGAGGCGGUACAGGGGACUGGGCGUUUGAGUUAAUGGAAAUACCUAUGUUUGACCUUGAAACCAGAACAUGGACUAUAUUAACACCAAAGGCAGAUGAUUCAAUGAAAGAUACUGUGCAACCGUUACCUAGAAAGUGUCAUAGUGCAGUGCAGAUAGAUACACCCAAUGGUGCUCAAGUGUUUGUGGCUGGUGGUACGGACGGACAUGGCGUUUUCGACGAUAUCUGGAGAUUGAAUCUCUCUGAUAUGCGGUGGCAUUUAAUGCAAAAGACAGUGCUCCCUCAACCUCUAUAUUUUCAUUCUUCUACUGUAUCUUCCAAUGGUUGUAUGUAUGUAUUUGGCGGGAUUGAACCAAAUCUCCAAGAGACAAGACGGAAUAAUGUAAUGUACAAAGUGUGGCUAUGUAUACCAAAGCUGAGCGAGAUAUGUUGGGAGGCUUUGUUAAGUUUUCAUCCAAAUAUGGAUCAGGUUGAUAAAUCUUCACUAUUAGAUGUUGGUAUACCAAGGCAUUUUGUAGAAAGACUACAGUGAAUUAAUCACAUUAUCAAGUUAUAUAAAUUUUUUAUGAUGAGAGGGCUUACAAAGAUCUACUGAAUAAAGUUUUAAGUUGAGGUUCGACCCCUCCUGUUUCAAGAGGUAGUGUCACCUCAGGAUCUUGGUGAUUGAACCUCACAAUACUUAAACUAAAUAGUAGUAAUGUUGCUAUAGAAAAGCUGCUACAUCAGAAUAAGGCUUUUAAACCGAAAGCCUGUAGGUAUUAUUAAAUAAAAGUUUGACAUCCCAUGCUCCUACUAUACCAAGUAUGGUUGGCUAACUAAGCCAUGGUGAUGUUAGGAGAUACCAGGUUACAAAGUCUCCAGAACCUUUGUAUGUCUCCUACAUAAUAAAUAGCUUCAAAAAAUCAUAAAAUAUAGCAUAAAACACUUCAAUAAUUAAAAUUAACCUCUAUUUAAAUAAAAAAUAAAUCAUCCCCAAUUUACAUGUAAAAUAUAUUUUUAAAGGUUUUAUUUUUCGACUUCUAUCUAGUAGAAAUAGUCUUUGAGCUAAAUCGCGGACAGAGACAUGGCGAAACUUUAAGAGUUCCUUAACUCUAAAAAGUAACCAAUUUCCUAUUCUAUUAGGUGGAAUUCAUAGACGUUGUAGACCAUUCCGCCACUGAGUGUCGAAAUAUGAAAUGAUCCCCUGGGGGUGGCCCUACAACGUCUAUGAAUCCCAUUGUAAGUUUCAUUUUCUCAGCAUAUUGGAAUGGUCUAAACAAACUUUCCAUAGUUCCUACUACUAUGGUUGUAGCAUGGGCUGACAAACUUACUUCAAGCAUUUAUAAAUUAACAAAAGUCAAAGGCUCUUGGAUGACUAUUAAACAUUUUAUAAUAUUUCUUGUACAUGAUAAUAUAUUGUUGCUUAGCCAACAUAUAGUCAAUUUAUAUUGAAAAACAAAACUUUAUUGCUCAUUUUUCAUAGACUAACUACAUAACUAAGUCUUCGUUCGCGACAUAAAGUAGCGCUAUUCAAUAACGAAAUUCUUAUAAUUCGAUAGUGUGAGUUUCGAAUUCGUCUCUAUCUCUCUCUGUAUAAUAAAAUAAUAUAGAGAUAGAAAAGCGUUCACAUUUAUAGAUAGCAGCGGCGAAGAGUCCAUACAGGCCGAUUCUUCGCGGGUUACCUUUUAAAAAUCCAUACGACGUACGAUACGUUACGACUUGUAUCUCUUCCAAGUAAACCCGCUUCCAUCUUACACUGCGUUGUCACUUAACAUCAGGCGAGACUGUAGUCAAGGGCUAAUAAUUGUCAUUUAGUAAAUAACAUAAAAUUAAAAACUUUGAAAAUCCCCCGAAUAGAAUAAUGAAUUUUUUGACAGACAUUCUUUCUAUCAUCAUAAUAUGUGAGCCGGAUCAAAGAAAAUUGUUUAUUUUUAUUUCAAUAUGAACAAUUGGAUUUCCAUGUCCUAAUUUUUUAACUAGAGAUGCGCCGAGUAACACUUUUGCCGAAUAACGAGUACCGAGUUUUACUCGGUUCAAUUUUUUUUCAACCGAGUACUCGGCCGAGUAACUCGGUUCAAUCAAAUUCCCAUUUCGCGCGCGUGAACAAGUAUUAAUUCAAUUCAAUUCAAUUCAAAAUUGUUUUUUUCAAGGAGGCUUAGUUUACAAGCACUUUUGAAACGUCAAGUUUGACUAUUUGUAGUGACUCUACCACCAGCUCAGAAGGCGCAGUCUCCUGUUGAGAAGAACGACGGGAAACUUAACAGUUGCUCUUUUAAAUAUUUUAUUUUAAUUUUAUUCAAAUUUAAUUGAGAUUUUCAAAGAUUUCCUAAAUGACAAAUAAAUACUUUUUGAUUAACACUGUUGAUUUAAUUAUAUGUACCUAAAUAAUGCUUUUCGAAUACAAUGUAUACUCGGCAUUCAACGACCGAGUUAUUCGGCCGAGUACGAGUAUCAAAAAAUCCGCCGAGUACGCCGAGUACCGAGUAUCAACCGAGUACUCGGCCCAUCUCUAUUUUUAACCAAUUAUCUCAUCAAACUUAUCUAAGAACACUCUUGAUCAAGUUAUCAAUGUUCUCGUUCAGUGCGCUUUCAUUUGAGACCCCACACGAGUAUAUUUGCACAGACAUUCGGUUAUACACACAACUUUUAAAAAGCUCAACCGAUUUUCAUCAAACAUGUAUCAGAAGCAAGAACACUCGCACAUAAGUCACUUUUAAUGUGAAAAAAAAAACUAAAUUGAAUACGUUUUCGUUUGGCAGCUAUGAGCCAAAGACAGACAGGUCAAACUUUAACACACCUUUUGUUGCGCCGGGGGUUAAAAAAACCUCGCACUUUACCACCCGCGAGGACUGAGUUCUGUGGUUUAUAUAGUAUAGAAAGUUUUGAAGAUAAUAUUUAUCUUUAAGCAUUCUUUAUCCAACAGAUGCUUUAUGUUGUCAAAUCAGAAAGUAUUAACUUUUUAUUGGAGGUUAGAUUUACCCCUUUACGAAGACGGACAAUAGUCCAAAACUAUCUUAACUUGGCAACUUUUGAUAAUGGAUCUGGUGUUCUUCGAUAGAUCUACUGAUUUCCAAUUUUUACCAUAUAAGUUACGAGUACUUAUAUGGCUUCUACAUAAUAUGAGCUCCCAGUAAAAAAUGAUAGUUAUGUGUAAAAAAUGUAUUUAAUAUGUUAAUGAAAUGAGUACAUAUUGAUUAAUUUAAAUGGUAGUGACCAAAGCAGUGUCUAACUUUGAGACUUUUCAAUCCAUGCUGAUAUAUUAUAUAAAUAUAAAUUAAUAAUGAAAAAACAAGCUUUUAUAUAAAUGCUGAACUUGUAGCCAGAGUGUUAGCCAAGACCAAUAAGCCUAUAACUUAUGGCUUAUUUCGUUUAGUUUAGUUCGUAUGGCCAGUUUCUGACUCCACCCAAUACCAGUAGCGCUAUUUUGUAACGUUGCUACUUGCUAUUAUAACUUGACAGCGGGAGUUUGGAAUUCAUCUCUGUCUGUAGUAUUGUGACAAAAAUUUAUAAAGACGAAUGAGCCUUUUUCCACUAAAGGUAUUUAAAAUCCGGCAGCACCGCGGGGUACACAAAUCAACAUACGACUGUCAAAAUAUAGUUAAUGGAUAUACACUAGGAGGUUCUCAGGUUUAAGCCGUUUCUGAAAGAACUACAUGAAAGAACACUGGCUGAAAAACCUAAAUCUUUAUGAUAUUCUUACAUGGCUUGAAUAAAUACAUCAUCGGGCUAGCACCGCCUUCAAACUGAUCAUCAGUUAGUACAUAAUAUGAUAUAUAGAACUUAGAAUGAUAUUAUUUUUUGCUUUUUAGUUUAGUCAGUAUGUUUUAUGUUUUUGAAGUCGGCUGAUUUUUUUUUAUUAUUUUUUUUUUGUGCAUCCGACAGUAAAAUCUUUAUCGUAAGUGUAAAAGAAUUUGAUAUUUUGUAGCGCAUGCGACGAUAAUUAAUAUAGAAUAGUAUUUAACUGACGUAUACAUAUAGAGGUCGAUACAAAAUAGCGCUAUAGCUCGAAAAUCUACGAAGAUACGCGUGUACCAAAUUCUAGUCCACUGGUACACGUCAGGGAGUGUUCCUCAUUUAGCUUCUGAGAUUUGACACAUGCAUACUAACAGCAAGUUAUAUAAAAGCUUGUAUUAAAUGUGAAAGUGUGCUAUUUAGUAUAUAUUUGUUAUCAAUAAAUCUAUGUUGUUUAGUUGUUCAACCAAUUGAAACAAAUACCUACGGACGAAAUAUGGCUGAGUUAGUAUUGUGUUCUGAAUAAAUUUUAGAAAAUUGUGAAAAAUAAAGAAGUUUCCACUGUAAAAUUAAAUUAUAAGUUGGUCUACUUUUGGAAGUCCGUUUGACUUUGGGUUUAGUGGUAAGGUGUUAUAUGGCUUAAGAUCCGGAGUUAGAAAUAUAUUCAGGGUGACCCGUAAUUAAUGGAUGUUCAAGGUGAAAGCCAUUAGGAAAUGAAAUAACUAAAAAGUUACCUAUUACUUUUAUUAUAACACUCAGAGGGUAUGAAUCUUGUGGACGCGCGGUCUCAUGGACCGCUAUAGUUCAAGGUGAAAGCCAUUAGGAAAUGGAAUAACUAAAAAGUUACCUAUUACUUUUAUUAUAACACUCAGAGGGUAUGAAUCUUGUGGACGCGCGGUCUCAUGGACCGCUAUAGUUCAAGGUGAAAGCCAUUAGGAAAUGGAAUAACUAAAAAGUUACCUAUUACUUUUAUUGUAACACUCAGAGGGUAUGAAUCUAAAAAAAUAAACAUGUAAUUGAAUCUUUAAUUAGUCAUUACAUAAUUAAGGAUAUUAAACACUAAAGGCAAUUUGCAGUCUUAAUUUUCUGUGAGUUAGACACUUACAUCGCAAACGGUGUGAGGUCUGCGAGACCGCGCGUCCACAGUUAAAGGUCAAACAUGAAGGGGGUCCAGCGAAAGGUUGCCAUCUUACCACUACAUGAUACAUCCAAACAAACUAACUUUCCGGAAUAUUUUUUUUUUUGAUUCUAGUAUACUAAAAUCUAAAAAAACAUACAUGAAGCAGUGUAAAUAAAAAAAAUAUAUUUCUAAAUAUUACAAGUAAUUGUGCUUGAUGAAAUUUUAUAUUUGUGUGUGCAUUUAUAGUCGGAUGCAAUCCAUUUGAUGCUUCUGAACAUCGUGUGUUAAGUUGCACUGUAUAUAAGAUUUUAGGUGACCUCGGUAAAGUAGGGGCGGCGGGACAUCGUCUCACGUGUCUUGAUUUUUGUAUGGCCUCCGCGAAGGGUCACCCGCAUCUUAUUUCGGAGACGUCAUAAAGAAUUCAUCCGACUAACACAAACAUGCAUAAUAUUCAAACUAGUUGGGAAAAAUAUUUUAAUCAAAUAUCGAUAAUUGUUCAAAUUUACUUAUGUUAUUUCAACAAUUUGUUUAUUGUACAAUUUUUAUGCAUAAUAAUUAGUUAUUUAUUGACUGUUGUGUAAUAUAAUUUUAUACAUUAUUUUUUAUUUACAAAUCUUAUUACAUUAAACAAUAGAUUGCAGUGUAAAAUUAA
Bicyclus anynana (squinting bush brown) is the source of this 6307-nucleotide messenger RNA. It is a transcript of the gene slim, whose product is annotated as kelch domain-containing protein 10 homolog. The transcript has 3 exons. Lineage: Eukaryota; Metazoa; Arthropoda; Insecta; Lepidoptera; Nymphalidae. Gene Ontology annotation, biological process: positive regulation of stress-activated MAPK cascade. The record is from RefSeq and is a predicted model, not a curated record. The coding region runs from base 169 to 1356 and encodes 395 amino acids. Gene Ontology annotation, molecular function: protein binding.